UUCACCCUGAUCAAGCUCUUGAAUUUUGUCCUCCAGUGCUAUCGCAGCUCAACUCAAUUUUCAGGCGAUGUGGCACUACAAGUCAUCGAAAUUCACGUUUAUAACCUCUCCACAUCAUCAACAGUCUUCACUGAAUAACUCCAGUGAACAGCUUCACAUGUAUUCAUUCUCUCUGUGAUAAAAAAAACUCCACCUACUACCAAAAAAUAUCAAAAGUGUCACGCUAGAGUGAACCAAUCAAAUUGUCAAAACCUCGAAGAUAUGUUUGUGAUCAAUACCACAAGAUGAAUGUAUUAAUAAACAUAUUUGGUGUUUUAUAUUUUUUGAGCAUUUGUAAUUUAUCGUCUGCCUGGGAUAACGAGGAGUUGGAGGUCUUCGAUGUCGUCGAGGAGAUCAAUCAAAAUUUUUAUGAACUCCUCGGAGUGCCGCAGGAUGCAAAUGGCACGACAAUUAGAAAAGCAUUCCGUCAAUUAUCUUUACAACUUCAUCCAGAUAAGAACGAUGCAGCGGAUGCAGAUGUUAAGUUUAGAAAUCUCGUGUCUGUCUACGAAGUUUUGAAGGAUCCAAACCGCAGAAAACACUACGACAAUGUGCUCAUCAACGGUCUUCCCAACUGGAGAUCCGCAGUAUACUACUACCGUCAUGUACGGAAGAUGGGAUUGCUGGAGAUGAGUGUGAUCCUUUUCAGCAUCAUCACAAUUGGCCAAUAUCUCGUGGCUUGGGCUGCGUACUUUGAAAAACGCUACACAUACGAACAAGUAUUAGGUAGUAAACUCCAAAAGCUCCAAAAGAAAAAUAAAAAAGGGAAGAUGGAGGUCCCAGACUUGGCAGAUAUUCUGCAGAAAAUUCCAACACCUAGUGUUUACAACACUUUACCCUUCCAAUUACCCUGUUGGACAUUUUAUUCCAUAGUUGGAAUUCCCUCGACGAUACGAGCGAUCAGAGACAUGAUUGAGGAGAGAAAACGCAGAAAAAAAGAGGAAGAAGAGGCUGCCCUAGCUGAGGAGGAGGAGUCUGAACCUGAACCAGUCCCCAGAGGUCCCAGAAGACGGAGACAAGGGUUUACACCUCAAGAGCACAGUGGAAAUUCAGCAGAAUCCGUUAAGAGAGAAUCCACGCGGCCAAAUCAUGUACACGAGAAAUCGAAAAUUGUUGGGGGUCUCUGGACUGAUGAUGAUCUUCUUGAGUUGAUAAAACUUGUCAAGAAGUUUCCUGGAGGGACUCCAGACAGAUGGGAGAAAAUCGCUGAUACGAUGAAUAGGACUGUUUAUGAAGUGACGCACAUGGCGAAGAAGGUGAAGGACGAGGGGCUUAAACCUAGUCAGUGUACUGAUGAGCCUCCAGUUGAUCCGCAGCCAAAGAAAGUGAAGACACGAGCGGAGAGUAUUGAGGGGACUGAAUGGAGCCAGGAACAGCAGAAGGCACUGGAGUCUGCUUUGCUGAAACAUCCGAAAGGAGCUGUAGGAGAUAGAUGGGAGAAAAUUUCUGCCUGUGUCGAGGGAAAAACAAAGGAGGAGUGCCAACUAAGAUAUCGACAAUUAGUAGAACUCGUAAAAAAGAAGUCGCAACCCCAGGAACAGCCCCAAUGAAUCUCCAAAUAUCUCCGUAUGUAAAAAGCAGCAGACUCUUAUCACCAUCAGCUUACUAAGACAGUAUCACUACUCCCAGGACCAAAAAAACUCUGUAAUGACUUCAUCUCUAAUUGAAAGCCCAUUCAAUUCAAAAGCACUAAUGAAUCAACAAAUCUUCCUACACUCAAAAAGCCCAAAAAUUCUUCAGGUGUAAAUAAAAACCCAAAAUUUUCAUUGACAAAAAAAAACAAGAUGAGAAUUUAUUGUAAUUUUGUUAUGAAUAAUUGUCUUGAAUGUAUUUAUUUAAUAAAUUUAUUGAUCGA
Diachasma alloeum is the source of this 1894-nucleotide messenger RNA. RefSeq names its product dnaJ homolog subfamily C member 1. Lineage: Eukaryota; Metazoa; Arthropoda; Insecta; Hymenoptera; Braconidae. Gene Ontology annotation, cellular component: endomembrane system. The transcript is spliced from 4 exons. The coding region runs from base 285 to 1589 and encodes 434 amino acids. The record is from RefSeq and is a predicted model, not a curated record.